Messenger RNA from Schistocerca americana (American grasshopper), 1622 nucleotides. Its product is annotated as transmembrane protein 47. Gene Ontology annotation, biological process: cell-cell adhesion. Gene Ontology annotation, cellular component: cell-cell junction; membrane. The record is from RefSeq and is a predicted model, not a curated record. Bases 220 to 831 code for a protein of 203 amino acids. NCBI's taxonomy places the organism in Eukaryota, Metazoa, Arthropoda, Insecta, Orthoptera, Acrididae. The transcript has 7 exons.
UUGAAACAAGCAACAUGAAUUCAACUACUAAAGCGAGUGUUUUGGGUGGAUUUAGCUUCGAAGCCGAAUCUCUGCCGGAUUUCAGCGAGUUCGACUCGGCGUCUGUCAUUGAGGUGUAUCAUUUGGAAAGCCGGUGAACUUCAAGCAGCCAAGAUUGCUUCGCUCAACAGACCUACGUACCUCCACACCCAAAGCUCCCGACGGCCGUCGGAGAGCAAGAUGGCGCCUACGACGACCAUCGAAACGGUUACCAUAACGAGGCCGCUAAAGGUGAUUGCGUUCAUCUGCGGCCUCAUCGUGGUAAUCUUGAUGAUAAUGGCACUUGCAUCGACAGAUUGGUUGAUGGCAGAGGGUUGGCGUCAAGGACUCUUUAUGCACUGUAUUGGUGAGAAGGCGCCUACACCACUUCCGUUUAAUGUAGUGGACCAACCAGCCUGUUACCAAGCACGAAGUGUCGUGUACAUCCAGGCAUCUGCAGCUCUUUGUGUUAUCACACUGCUGACAGACGUUGUAGCUACACUCCUGACAGGUCUUGGUCUGCGGAGUAAAGACCACCGCACCAAGUACAAGUAUUACAGGAUUGCAGUGUAUGUGAUGGUGCUCUCUUUAAUAUCCAUUCUUAUUGCCUUGGUGGUUUACCCAGUAUUCUUUGCUGCUGAAUUAAAUGAAGGUAAUCGCACUGUGUGGGAGUUUGGAUGGGCGUAUGGUGUUGGCUGGGGAGCAGCCAUUUUCCUGUUUGGGGGUGUUAUCCUGCUGCUUUGUGACAAGGAGUCAGAGGAGAUAUACUACAAGGAGCGAAAAAUAGUGCACGACAACGACUCGCGAGCCUAGUGUCCGCCACCCCUGCCCGAUGUCGUGCUUUGAACGUAAAAAUUGCUGAAGAGGCCGUGGAUGGUCAGAGCAUAGAGUUGCAGGAUUCUGGAAUUGUCUGGUUGGUUUAAAAUCCAAAAAAGUGAAAAAGUUUGUGAGAGAAAUACUUGUCUGUUCUUAUAGAUACAUUUAUCACCUUCAGUUUGAUCUGGUAAUACUUCAUACAUAUAACCAACAUUAAUUUCAUUGCAGUUAGUUAUUUAGGAAGGUUGAAUACAUAUUCUUCACUAAUUAAGGAAAAAAGAACAAAAGGUAUCUUACCAGUUCCUUUACUAUGUUGACAAAAUAUACAGUACAUCAGUAGGAUGUCAAGUUUUAACAUUUAAUUUUGGAAUUAAAAAUUCCACUUUCCUUUCUAAACCUGAGAAAUUAAUGACCAUCAUAUUUAUUGGUUCGUAUAUAUUGUGCUUCAGGAAUCCUGCAGUUAUGAUCUGGCCUCCACAAUGUGGGACACUGUGGAUAUCACAGUCAGUAGUUGGCUUUUUUGGACAAAUACUGCAGUCUCUGGUUUCAAAGUAAAACAGGAUGGAUGUUGUGGAUGAGUGAGGCUGCCAGUUGUAUGUCUGUGCUAAUGGUUUCUUUCUGUUUUAUGUAGAAAAACCUAUUUGUGUGAAACAUGAUGCAUGUAUGUAUACUUCCCACAUCAGUCUCUAAAGCAUUUAUUAUACAAAAAAGGUUGUAAAAUUUUGUAUUUUAAGUCCAGUUAUUAUUUGGUUCCUCUUUUGCUCUAAAAGUUUACGUUUUUCAUUUUA